Plasmodium gallinaceum is the source of this 951-nucleotide messenger RNA. The record is from the annotation of a RefSeq genome assembly. Lineage: Eukaryota; Apicomplexa; Aconoidasida; Haemosporida; Plasmodiidae.
AUGAAAACGUUAAUUUUAUUUUUAAAUAUUACUACAUUCCUUCUUUUAAUUUGGAUAUGUCAAUGUUUUUAUAAUUGUGAUUCCUAUAAAACAUUGAUUGAUAAAUAUAUAUUGCAAACAAAAAAUGAGUUAAAAUAUGAAAGAACAUUAACAGAGGGUGAUAUAGCAGCAUAAAAGCAAUCUUACGCUGAAGGAUGCCCAGAAGAGUGUCCGUUAGAUAAUAAAAAGAGCACAUGGGAAAAUCCGGAUAUAUACAAGAAUCCGUACAAUUAUUGGAAUAAGGUCAUUGCUCCACAAAUGCGGGAGCUAUUUAAUAAAGAAACAAGGGGAAUGGACCCUAUAUUGAAAGAAGAAAAAUGGAAUAAUGAAUGGAAUAAAAUUUCAGCUAACCAAGUUAAAGAUCUAUUAUCAAUAUCUCAUCGACAUGAUAUUUCAGAAAAAGAAAAAGUAAAAUUAAUUGAUAAUGCUAUGGAUGAACUUCUAUUAGAAUUUGAGAUAUUUUUAUACGAAUGUGUGAAUGAGAUGUUAAAAAUAUAUAUAACAGAAACCGAAUGUAGGAAAGAGAUGAGAGAGCAUAAAAGAGAAUCCAAAUCUAAGAAUGAGAUGGGAGACAAUAAAGAAGAAUCCAAAUCUAAGAAAGAGAUCAGAGACAAUAAAACAAAAUCCGAAUCUAUGGAAGAGAUGAGAUACAAUAAAAGAGAAUCCGAAUCUACGAAAGAGAUGAGAGACAAUAAAACAAAAUCCGAAUCUAUGGAAGAGAUGAUAGACAAUAAAACAAAAUCCGAAUAUACGAAAGAGAUGAGAGACAAUAAAACAGAAUCCGAAUCUAAGAAAGAGAUGAGAGAAAAUAAAACAGAAUCGGAAUCUAAGAAAGAGCAGGAAAAAAAUAAAAUAAAAAAAAAGAAAUCAAAUAUUUUCAAAUUUCUUUUUAAUAGGUUUAUUAACCAUUAA